Molecule: messenger RNA, 360 nt
Organism: Nicotiana attenuata
Lineage: Eukaryota; Viridiplantae; Streptophyta; Magnoliopsida; Solanales; Solanaceae
Product: tubulin beta-8 chain-like
Exons: 1
Coding region: 1-360 (119 amino acids)
Biological process (GO): microtubule cytoskeleton organization; mitotic cell cycle
Cellular component (GO): cytoplasm; microtubule
Molecular function (GO): GTP binding; structural constituent of cytoskeleton
Source: RefSeq, a predicted model, not a curated record
AUGUGUGAGAUUUUGCACAUUCAGGGAGGUCAACGUGGGAACCAAAUAGGAGAUAAGUUCUGGGAAGUUAUCUGUGCCGAGCACGACAUUGAUUCCAUCGGAAGGCAUCAAGGCGAUAAUGAUCUUCAAUUGGAGCGCGUAGAUGUGUACUAUAACGAAGCCAGCUGCGGAAGGUUUAUUCCACGCGCCGUCCUCAUGGAUUUGGAGCCGACAACCAUGGAUAGUGUUAGAUCCGGGCCUUAUGGUCAGAUUUUUCGGCUCGAUAACCUCGUCUUUGACAGUCCGGUGCUGGUAACAACUGGGCCAAAGGAUACUACACAGACAGGGCAGAACUUAUUGACUCGGUUCUCGAUGUUGUGA